AUGGACGACCAGCCCAAACCUACGCCUAGACCGACUAACAUUACUUUUGACGACAAUUUGCCACUGCCCAGGCCUCCUGGUCGUGCGGAUACCAUUGUUCUUCACGUUCCCGGUCCCAUAGAUCGCAUCAACGGCCAGCCGAUCACUGAGAUUCCAGUUGGACGUGGUGAGAUUGAUGACACUGAUACGAUUCGACCUGUUCGCCGGUCAUCGGUCGGCUUGUCGAGACGGAGACCGCAUCACACCAAUGGUCCCGCGAUGCGUGCGGCCCUCUCCAUCGAGAAGGUCGCUUCUUCGAUGCUGGUCCUCGGACGGACAAGACACACCGAGACCGAAUCACGUCGCUCCGGAACGUUCAGCCGCUCCCGCACCCUAGAUCUUCCCAGACUAUCCCAGCAAGCGACCGUCGGGCGGAAUUCUCAGUUCUUCAACCUCACCGAACAAGACCGCGAACUUCUCGGCGGCAUCGAGUACCGGAGCCUGAAGCUCCUGCUCAGGAUCAUUUCUAUCUACCUCGUCGGACUCCAUCUCUUUGGAGUCGUCUGCCUCGUGCCGUGGAUACACAACGCGCCGUCAAAGUACAAGGACGUCCUGGCCCAGAGCGCGCAGGAUCGGACCUGGUGGGCCAUCUACUCGGCCCAGACCAUGGUCGACAACCUGGGCUUCACGCUCACGCCGGACUCGAUGGCGAGCUUCAGGGACGCGACCUGGCCCAUGCUCGUCAUGACGUUUCUCGCUUUUGCGGGAAACACCUGCUACCCCGUCUUCCUCCGCCUCGCCAUCUGGACCAUGUCCAAAGUCGUUCCUCGUACCUCGGCCACCAGGGAACAUCUGCAAUUCCUGCUGGACCACCCGAGACGGUGCUACACGCUCUUGUUCCCCAGCAAGCCGACCUGGAUUCUCUUCGGCAUAGUCUUCGCCCUCAACUUCAUCGACGUUUUGCUCAUCAUUGUCCUGGACCUCGACAACGCGGCCGUUAACGACCUGCCCAUGGGCCCGCGCAUCUUAUCCGCGCUCUUCCAGGCUGCAUCGGCGCGACACACGGGAACCGCGACAUUGAAUCUCAGCCUCGUCAACCCGGCUGUGCAGUUUAGUCUCUUGUCCAUGAUGUACAUUGCCAUCUACCCGAUCGCCAUCAGCAUCCGUGCGUCCAACACAUACGAGGAGAAGGCGCUGGGCAUCUACAGCGACGACAGCCAGCUCGACGAGAGUAACGGUGCAUGGUACAUCAUGUCUCACGUCCGCAACCAACUCAGCUUUGACCUGUGGUACAUCUUCUUGGGAACCUUUUGCAUCUGUAUCGCAGAGUCGGAACGUAUCAUGGAUCUCAACGAACCGCAAGUACCCCGACCUCUCCCCCCGUACGCCCCCGUCUUUUAUCGCUCACUAAAUUCCAGCGGCAACGUCGGGCUGUCCCUAGGACACCCGUCAGUCAUGACCUCCCUCAGCGGCGAGUUCACGACGUUCAGCAAGCUCGUCAUCUGCGCCAUGAUGACCCGCGGCCGCCACCGCGGGCUGCCGUACUCGGUCGACCGCGCCAUCAUGCUUCCCAGCGAGGAGGGCUCCUCGCAGUCCGAGAUGGCUAGGCGCGCCGCGGCGGAGCGGGAAGAGAGAUAUCUCAUGACCGACAAGCGCCACAAGCUGCUUUACACCAAGACUAACCAUACCAUGUGA
Colletotrichum fioriniae is the source of this 1674-nucleotide messenger RNA. Lineage: Eukaryota; Fungi; Ascomycota; Sordariomycetes; Glomerellales; Glomerellaceae. The record is from RefSeq and is a predicted model, not a curated record.